Messenger RNA from Nematostella vectensis (starlet sea anemone), 5276 nucleotides. RefSeq lists its product as uncharacterized. The record is from RefSeq and is a predicted model, not a curated record. Gene Ontology annotation, biological process: cell fate specification; regulation of transcription by RNA polymerase II; positive regulation of DNA-templated transcription. The transcript is spliced from 7 exons. Bases 28 to 4644 code for a protein of 1538 amino acids. Gene Ontology annotation, molecular function: DNA-binding transcription factor activity, RNA polymerase II-specific; RNA polymerase II cis-regulatory region sequence-specific DNA binding. NCBI's taxonomy places the organism in Eukaryota, Metazoa, Cnidaria, Anthozoa, Actiniaria, Edwardsiidae. Gene Ontology annotation, cellular component: nucleus.
AAGAGGAACAACGUGGAAUUCAAUGCAAUGGAGCUCGCCGCUAAAGGUUGUGUGAGAGUUAAGCUAAAAAACAGCGAAUUAUGGGAACAAUUCAACAGAAUCGGUACAGAGAUGAUUCUUACCAAGUCUGGAAGACGAAUGUUCCCGUACCUGUCUAUCGCUAUAGAGGGGCUUUCGUCAGAAUUCAAAUACGUUGUGAUGGUGGAUAUGGCUCGAAUCGACCUCAAAAAGUACAAGUUUGUGGACCAAAGUCAGCAAUGGCUUCCCGUCAGUCCCCACGAGUACCCGGAUGUCAUGAGCGUGGGCGCAUUAUGUCACCAGGGUUGUCCGCUGACCAGUCAUUCAUUGGAAGCUGGGAUUUUGUUUAAUAAACUCAAAUUGACGAAUGCUCUCAAGGAGGACAUGGAAGAUCAGAUACUUCUCGAAUCGAUGCAUAGAUACGCCCCCCGUAUUCACGUUAUGGCCGAGCAAGACUUUGCCAAUAAAGACUGGACCCGAGCUCUUGUGUUCACCUUCCAAGAAACAGAGUUCAUUGCCGUGACCGCUUACAUGAACAAGCAGAUAACUCAACUCAAGAUUCAGAAUAAUCCAUUCGCAAGGGCGUUUAGAGAACCGAAGUUGAAAAAACGUGCUUUCAUGGAUGCCAUAUCAGUUGACACCAGUUUAAAUGACGUGAAUGUCAAGAGUGGCACGCCAAGGCUGGAUGUUCCCAAGGUAACUGAAGAGACGGAGCCUCUUGCCUACAAGGUGCAAGAAGACAGACGAGGUUUGGAUGCCAUAGUAGGGGACACCAUUUCAAAGGACAUGGAUGACAUGAGUACUGAUUCACAAGCGACAUAUGAAACAAAGCCGCUCGUUUACAGUGUGCAAGCGAAGCAAGAUUUCGAGGACGAAGUGGGAGAGGAGCUUCAGAUCUUCCAUAUCAACCCUGGCUCUAUCGUGGUCACGGAACUCCCGCCCUCGCCACAGGAGCCUAACGUCACCCAGACUCUGUCAAGUGCUCUUGGAGUAUCGUCCUUUACAGAAAAUGCUAGCGUCAAUGUAAGCUCAACUAAUGACAAAAGAUUGUCUCCUGAGUUGGGCGUUUCCGAAACGAUACAGGCUGUAAGUGCUGAAGACAAAUUAAAGCUUCCGAGAAGGUUGCUUCCAAAGGACGGUUUGGCUCGCGAAUUGAACUUCUCGGGAAAGCUACAGCAAACCGCUAAUGAUCACCCAACUCGCUUAUUGUCACCAAAUGCUCAUGGAAAUACCGGCUAUGAUCAAGGUAGCUCUAUCACUAAUAAAAGUUAUCAGAAUAAUCCUAAAAGAACGCAAGAAGUGCAUGAUGAAGCGUCAAUAAAGAUUCCGACAAAGACGUUUGCAAAUGGUCAACAAGAUAUCGCAUUUAGUACUUGUACCGCAAGUCCAUCUGGUGAGUCGAGACCGGAGGAUACAAGGAAUGAUAACCCAGCUAAUUAUGUUCCUCCUUGGGAGUUGCCUCUACCUCCUUCGGGGCUGCCGCUACCUCUUCCAAGGCUACCUCUACCACCUUUGAGGCUACCUCCGCCUCAUUCGAGGCUACCGCUACCUCCUCCAAAGCUUCCUCCACCUUCUAGGAUCCCGCUACCUUCAAAGCUAUCAACAAAUAAAGAUAUUAAAUUUCAUCCUUACCAUAAUGUCGUCUCCUCUACAAAGUUUGCAACUACCGACAGAAUACUCCCAGAAUUUAAUGUUGGCAUUAGCUCUCCGAUGCCCCAGGCAUACCAAACAAAGCAAGGAGUAGGUAGUAGGUAUGUUAGUAUGGACAAGGGCAAAGAAAAGGCAACAAGGUGUGAAUCAAGUUCGCGAUGCUACAAGCCAGUAAAAGAGAGAUCACACGGAGCAGACCUCGAAUUCAUUGACCUCAAUGCCCAGAAGUACACUACAUUAGCCGUUGGGUGUCCGGAUAACUCACAGGCAACAAACCCAAGAGGAAGCGGAACCCAUGGACGGUUUGGAAAACAAUAUACUAGCCUAGUAGCGGAAUGGAGUGAUGUGUCAGAAACCAGUGCUGUUCUAGGAAAUACUUUCAAGAACGGUGCCAAAGACGGAGAAGUUUUGGGGAAUAAUUCUGACAACAGAGCCGUUGAAAAGUCUAAAAAAUCUUUGAUGAAUCAUAAAAGGUUUUCGUGUGUCGAAAAACUCCGAAGUUUAGGCCUGUCGCCUUGCAUUCCCGUAAUUCGCCUAGAAGACAUAAAGUACAAAUUGCAGAAAAACGGGAAAAGCACAUUUGUCUACGAUUCGGUGGCAUUGCAACGAAAGCAAGCUCAACUGUCGCCGUCUGCACUUCAGCUCUCUAACCUCAGUCUACCGCCUUACGCUAAUGAAAAUCGCGAUCAUUGUUCAUUGAAUUUCCCGUUUGACCAUACAACAAUUGCGAAAGAUCUUUUUGCAAAAUUCCCCAACGUUUUAAACGCCCCGGAACAAGAGCCAUUAAUACGCUCAUCGGUUUCAUCAAUGGACAAUUUGUACCAUCUCUUAACCAAUGACAUGUAUGCUCCCGGGCCAUCAACAGAUGAUCCCACCUCAAAGCCAACUCACGCAAGGUCUGUUGCGACUUCUUCUGCAGGCUCUGGGUGGUCGCAGCCCUACACUAGUAGUGGUGUGACCCAUUCGCAGUAUUGGGAUCCUGGAGUAUGUCUCCCAGAGUUUAACAGGAAAGAAGUUCACACUGUCUCCAGCUUAAGCUGUCAAACUACCAGCACGACAUUAGUAGACUUCAGUGAAAGUUACAGAAGUACUGUUUCUGAAAGUGAAAAGGAAAAUGCUUCUAAUAAUGGAUCCUAUGCGUCAGACACAGUCGGCCCUGGCCCGGAGAAACAGAAAAAGGAGGGUAUUCCACAAGCGUACGUGGAGUUCUUAGUUGCAGGGGAGCCUAUUCCAUUCGAAGAUAGCCUCCAAAAAGAUAAGUACUUGUGCGAGAUAUCAAAGGAACCCAAGAUAAUUGAAAAGGAUCUCCCCGAUAUUUUCGGCGACAUCAGUUGUCUCGGCAAUAAAAGAGAAAGGGAAAUAGGUAAAGGUCCGUCACGUUCUAAGGUCCUUGAGGAACGUAACAAAACUUUACUAACUCUUCAAAGAAAGCUUGAAAGUCAAACAGCAGAAAUAAAUUAUUCGAGUAGUGCAAUAGCUCGAAAGAAUCCAACUGCCGAAAACCGUGCUCUUGAAUCACAAUAUCCUGAGAAAAUUAAUACUUCAGCGGAAAGAACGGAGAAAACACCACUGGUUACAAGCGUGGCGGAGGACGUUAUCUUUAAGGACCCCAUCAUUGUCAACGUUUACAGCUUACAGAGGGCGGAGGUUAAAACUACUCAAGACACGGAGCGACAAUUCUUGCAUAGUGCCAGCAGUAGAUCUUCCACGGCGAAUCCUGGACAGAAACGACGGCACACAGGUGACGACGUCACAUACACGAGCAAGGUACGACUAGAGAACUGUGUAAAUCACAAGGACUACGAACGUGAGAUCUUUCUUCGAGAGUCCAGACAACAACAGUUUGACACUCUGCCUAAAGUUGGAAAGAGAACGGAGAGCUACAGAAGCAGUGAAAACAAUAGGUUAUACGGUCAUCACGCUUACAAACCCAUUGUCCCAAAACCUUUAAGUCUCCCUGGUAACGUCAAUUACGCCGCUGACCAGACGUUAAAAAAGACGCUGGACUAUCUCAUUUCUAAGCCUCUAGGUCUCCGCGGUAACUUUAAUCAUGCUGCUGACCAGACAGGUCAGAAGGCGCCUGGGUAUUCAAUCCAAAACCAAGCGGUUCUCCCCGGUAACGCCAAUCAUGCCGCUGACCUGACAGGUCCAAAGGCGCCUGGAUAUUCAAUCCAGAAUCAUCCGGAUCUCCCCGUUAACGGCAAUCAAGCCGCUGACCUGACAGGUCCAAAGGCGCCUGGAUAUUCAAUCCAGAAUCAUCCGGAUCUCCCCGGUAACGCCAAUCAUGCCGCUGACCUGACAGGUCCAAAGGCGCCUGGAUAUUCAAUCCAGAACCAUCCGGAUCUCCCCGGUAAUGGCAAUCAAGCCGCUGACCUGACAGGUCCAAAGGCGCCUGGAUAUCCAAUCCUAAAGCUUCCGGAUCUCCCCGGUAACGUCGAUCACGCCGCUGACCUCACAGGUCAAAAGGCGCCUGGAUAUCCAAUCCAAAAUCAUCCGGAUCUCCUCGGUAACGUCAAUCAUGCCGUUGUCCAGGUUCGACAGAAAGAGUUGGGAUAUCCAAUCCAAAAGCAUCCAGGUCUUCACAGCAACGUCAAUCAUGCUGCUGAUCAGACAAGUCAGAAGGCGCCGGACUAUCCCGUAUCCAAUCACAUUGUUUACCAGGAAGAGAACAAUACGUUGUACUACCCCGUGGCUCCCUCUUACCAAGAAAGAAGACUGCCUCGUCUAGAGGCGUUAUUUAAUUUUCAUUCGCCGGCCGCUGAAAGGCGUAAACCUCACCCUCUUUUGCGUGAGACUUAUAGAGCAACGCGCUCGACUUUCACGUACUUUGCAUCGAAUCUUCUAUCAAGUACUUUGCCUAUCUUCACUAAAUCGCCGGAAUGGUAUCAGAAAUGCUUUAGCGAAGAUAUAGAAAAUGCUAACGGCCAGCAUUCUGCUAAAGGUGUUAUUACUCACAGAUAUUCGCAAGGGUAUUGAAAUAAUGUGCAGUUUUAUAAUGAAGCACCACUGAUCCACGAUGUACACAAUAAGUAGGUUGCCGUCUAAAAUUGUUUUUGCCACUAAAUUGAUGCUACUAAAGUGAUAUCAAACUGACACUUUUUUUUGUUAUCGAAAUGUUUCUUUGAAAAGGGAUAACGUACUUGAUUUGUUUUGAAUCGGCGAACCGUGUAUCAAGUCUUAUGUUUCUGAACCCGUAAAGUAUCAUGUUUCGAAGCCCACAAAGCACCACGGUUCUAUCAUGCAAAGUUUCAUGUUUCUUAGCUCGCCAAGUAUCAUGGGUCUUGACCCGCACCAUAGGAUGGUUCUAAGCCGCCAAAGUAUCACGACUCUUAGCCCGCAAAGUAUCAUGGUUGCGAUCAUUGAUUUUGGCCCAAAAGCAAUCAAAAUUUUAUAGGAUGUACAGAGAAAGGCAUCACAAAAAGAAUAUGAUGUUUUAAGGGCUUUAAAAGAAGCGUCAUACACGCUUCGCCGGUUAAACGAUAAUUGAAAAUAGUCUUAUACGAUUUAGAAAUUGACAUAAAAAAGAAACACCAAUGAGAAAGUAGGAAAUAAACGGACAAAUGAUUUUUGAAUAAAUUGUUUAUUAAAACUGAUUUUGUCGUGAAAAA